AUUAGAGAUGUCCUUGCAUACGCCACUGUGUCAAUCUUGUACCUACUUGACUACAUUUCAUCAUUGAUCCACGUUAUCACCUCAGUUGCAAAUAGCUCACUUGCUUUAACUUAAACAAACAAUAUUUGUAUUUAAGAACAUCAUUUGGAUUUCUUCAGUCAGUCAUAGAUAGCAUUAUCAAGAAAAUCUAUAGAAAAUGCUCGCUUUGAAACUUGUCACACUUUGCACAUUGUUGGUAGCUUUCUCAGCACAGGAUACCAAAGAACCAGUUGAAAUUAUCUCUGAAAAAACAUUCGCUAACGAAAAUGGAUAUAACUUCGAAUUCAAAACCAGCGAUGGAGUUUCCCGCAAAGAGGAGGGUCAACUUAUCACCGUAGGAGAUCAACAGGGUAUUGGAGUGAAAGGAUCCUACUCAUACCUGGCUCCUGAUGGACUGCAGUACAUAGUAUCGUACACAGCUGAUGAUAAGGGAUACAAACCUACGAUCAGAAUUGCAUCAGACAAUAAUAGUUAAUAAGUAAACUAGUUUCUUAGUUUUUGAAAAAUGAAAUAGAACUCUUCAAACAACA
Messenger RNA from Maniola jurtina (meadow brown), 569 nucleotides. RefSeq names its product endocuticle structural glycoprotein SgAbd-5-like (gene CPR25). The transcript is spliced from 3 exons. The coding region runs from base 197 to 514 and encodes 105 amino acids. The record is from RefSeq and is a predicted model, not a curated record. Gene Ontology annotation, cellular component: chitin-based extracellular matrix. Gene Ontology annotation, molecular function: structural constituent of chitin-based larval cuticle. Lineage: Eukaryota; Metazoa; Arthropoda; Insecta; Lepidoptera; Nymphalidae.